AUGGCUGCACCUCCUCCACCCGCAUCCAGAAAUGACAGUCCCAGCAAGCCUGCCCGGGACGAGUUGAAGCAAUACUAUUUGUGUUCCGCGUGGAAGUUUACGGACCGCGCAGUUGACCAUCUGAUUGCCAAACUGAGAGACCAGAAAAUUCAAGAUGCCGACUUCAGUUGGGAGCCCAAGUACCGAUGGAUCAAGACGAUUUCUCCAGCCAGCAAGGAAGCCGAGAUACGAAAGUUUUGGCAAGAGCUUGUGACAGAGGUCGAACAAGACGCCUAUGAACGUGCCGAGGACGAUAUCAUCGAAUACAACUUCACGCUCAAGCACGGUUUCAAGGACGAAAUGAUCGAGUACCCAGAUGGGCUCUCCGACUCUAGCGAUGGUGAUGCCAACACUCCCAGCAGCAAUGGCUCCGACGAAAACGCAACGCGCAAUACCUUCCCUCCACAGUUCAGCAACCGAUUCCCUAGCCUUGGAACCUGGACCAAGCUCGAGGGAGAGGACCCGUCUCUCACAAUUCAACGCGUCUUAAACGAAGAUGACCGACUCCAGCUUCAGCAAGAUACCGGCGUUGAGAUUUCGUACGAUCUCGGAAAGGUUGUAUACCUUGGUGCAGAAAGCCAAGACGCAAUCAAGAAGGCCAAAGAGAAAUUAGAUGUCCUGCUGGAGUCUAUAACCGCUCCCGGACCUAAUCUCCAAUUUGUCCUCUACGCCGAAGGCUACAAGGACCCGGUGCUCAACGACUUCAAGUCCGACAUCCGAUAUCUGGCCAAUAUCGACCCCAAACUUCCGUCUACGACUCUUCUGGAUCCGAUCCUAUUUCCAGAUUUAGCACAAGAGUAUGCUCGCAUGUACCACGUUGGAAGUUCUAUUCGACUUUGUCCAUACAACUCCGUGUUACGCGCACACUCGUCUCUAUUCGGCCCUGAGAUUUUGACCAGGAAGCGGAAGAAGGAUGAUCUGUUGGCGCCGCGUCCUGUUCUCACUACCAAGUCAGAAAGGGUCUUGACUGACACAUCUACUGCCUCCGUUGACGGGCUAGCUGACCCCAUUCUCAACGGAAAUGCGAUUAAUCAAAAGCUGAACGUCAAUAAUUGGUUGAAUGCUAUUCCCGAAGGUUUAAGUUCAGUACCGACACAGGAUGCCCUUGCAUUGAGGCCUGCCACGCCUGGCUCAGCGGUUCUGGUGCCAACAAUCUCUUGGGAUAUGCCCGCCCUUGUCCCGACACAAAGCACGAAAUCAUCAGACAAAGUUGAAUCAUCCAAAAAAGACACAAAUAAAAGCACCGUCAAGGAUGAACCUUUGAGCUUUGACCAAGAGAAGAAGCAGAAGAGUAUUCAACAAGUCCUUGAAGCUGUGCCCAGAUUUCUCGGAAACGGCCCGUAUCUGAGGGGAGAAGUAAUCGUUACGGCAGACUUUGGGCGAGUAAUCGUUCCCGAGCUCGCAGCAAAUGCUAUGGCUUUCAACGGCAAGAAUACCGAGAGCAAUGGAUGGAAGAGGAGGGAUCUAAUGUUGACACUGCAUAGGAUCAGGCCUGGAACCACAGGCAAGGAGUCUCUGGUUGCCGGCAAUGUUUGCUUCACGAAGAUUCUGAGCACACACGGCUCAGAUUUGGAGACGUUGAUCAAUAUCAAGGACGAGAAAACAUCCCAGCGUCUGUGGCAAAAAGCCCCCUCGAAGUGCUGGACGGUGUAUUCUUUUCACUGUCAGUUGACUGGCAAAACCCCUGACCAGUUUCUUGUGGAGAUCACGGACUGUGCCAACGGCACCUUCUCAUACACGAUUCGAGGACUGACCGAGCCUGGAUGUUCCCAGAAGUUGAUUUAUGAUUUGCGUAUCACGCGGACCGUUCAUUCGCCUCUGCUGGAAAUUCGAUAUGGGAAGUUUGCCAAAGCGUUGCUGGAGUCACUGAAAAUACCGGAACCCAAGUCAGACGACAAAGACAACAUCAACUUGAGCUUUAAUAUUGACUCUCAGUUCAAGACAACAAUCACAUCUGUCCGGGUACUUUCCAAGUGGCGCCAUCUGAGCCAGGAUAAACGAAGUGCUCUUGAUAUCACCGAGGUUGAACAGCUAGAGAUCAAAUACAAUCCCGCCCGUCCCGGAAUGCCAAAUUCCGCAGGAGAAGCGCACUCGUGGGAGCCUCGGACUCAUGGGAGAGAAGCCAAGGGGGAAAAACAACGUUGGUACGAAGCAUCUGUCUCGUCUCUCAAUCUUGAAGAGCUCCUAGCGAAGAACAAGUCACUGAAGACAGGGGAGAGGGCGGAAUGGUCUCAUCCUGAACUAAAGAAAGAUGGUAUCUUGGAAAGUCUCUGUUGUCCUGCCCUCCAGAUGCUGAAACAUAUGGAUCAAGUUGGGGGAACGGAAAAGAACAAGCAAGAAGGGAAGCCUGGAACGGCUGUGAAGAGGGCCAACGAGCGCCCAUGGAUUGUGCCAGGCUAUGCAGCUGCCGAUAAACCUGAAGCUUUCGGGCAAGGAAAGGGGGUGAGGAAAGGCAAAGGAGGUGGAGGAUGGUAA
This is a messenger RNA of Neurospora tetraspora, 2514 nucleotides long. RefSeq lists its product as uncharacterized. The transcript is spliced from 6 exons. The record is from RefSeq and is a predicted model, not a curated record. Bases 1 to 2514 code for a protein of 837 amino acids. NCBI's taxonomy places the organism in Eukaryota, Fungi, Ascomycota, Sordariomycetes, Sordariales, Sordariaceae.